AAUCAUAACUUUAAACACAAACAGUGUGUUUUGGUUGGGCCGGUAAAUAUGACAAUUUGACCCAAAGCGGUUUUCUCUUUGCUCACCUCCAGAGAGAGAGAGAGAGAGAGCGUGGAGUCCCAAACCCCAAACCCUAGACCCCUCGCGCCUUCCGUAAUUGUGCUCUCUGUAUCUCACUGGAAACGGAUCAAAGCGAGGGCGGAAAUGGCGGCGAGCGCGCAGACAGUGUUGCAGUUCUUCCCAUCACCGACGAGCUUUUCCGCCAAAGUUCAUCCAUUGGUGAUUUUCAGCAUCUGCGACUGCUACGUCAGACGCCCUGACCAAGCCGAGAGAGUCAUUGGUACUCUCCUCGGUUCGAUUUUGCCUGAUGGCACUGUCGAGAUUCGAAACUCUUACGCCGUUCCCCACAACGAAUUUUCCGAUCAGGUUGCUUUGGAUAUUGAUUACCAUCACAAUAUGUUAUUAUCCCACCAGAAGGUGAACCAGAAGGAAGUCAUUGUGGGAUGGUAUUCAACUGGCUUUGGAGUGACAGGCGGUAGUGCACUGAUCCAUGAAUUCUAUUCCAGAGAAGUUCCAAACCCAGUUCAUUUGACUGUUGAUACCGGAUUCACGAAUGGAGAAGCUUCCAUAAAAGCUUUUGUGUCUGUCGGUUUGUCCCUUGGAGAUAGACAACUUGCUGCCCAAUUUCAGGAAAUCCCUCUGGAUUUACGCAUGAUUGAAGCUGAGAGAGUUGGGUUUGACAUCCUGAAGUCAUCAACGGUAGAAAAGCUCCCAAGUGAUUUGGAAGGAAUGGAAACCUCAAUGGAACGGCUACUAGCUCUGAUUGAUGAUGUCCACAAAUAUGUUGACAAUGUAGUGGAAGGACGUGUCGCGCCAGAUAAUAGCAUUGGGAGAUUUAUAUCAGAGACUGUAGCCUCUGUACCAAAACUCUCACCACAUGCUUGUGAUAAGCUUGUGAAUGACAGUCUCCAGGACCAACUACUCUUGCUUUAUUUGUCAAGCAUAACAAGGACACAACUAAGCUUGGCAGAAAAGCUGAACACAGCUGCCCAGAUCCUGUAAUUUGUAGCCAUACGGAAUUGGUAUUUGUGAGCCAAGAAGACAAAGCUAUCUUUUGGAAAGUGGUGCUGGAGAUGUAUGGCUAACUUCAAACAGCAAUGUAUGCAUUCAUUUUAGAAAAGGUUGUAUGAUUUUUUUUUGGGUCGUGAUUUUUGAGUCGUAGUUUUCCCUUAAUUAUAUUGCGGAAAUCACAUUCAAGUGUUUAAAUCGCUCUGUGAAAACAAGUGAUCUUUGAAUCAUAAUAUCAUUUCCCUUUCAAUGUUUUUUUU
Malania oleifera is the source of this 1328-nucleotide messenger RNA. RefSeq names its product eukaryotic translation initiation factor 3 subunit F. Bases 205 to 1062 code for a protein of 285 amino acids. Gene Ontology annotation, biological process: translational initiation. The record is from RefSeq and is a predicted model, not a curated record. Gene Ontology annotation, molecular function: translation initiation factor binding; translation initiation factor activity; metallopeptidase activity. The transcript has 6 exons. Gene Ontology annotation, cellular component: eukaryotic translation initiation factor 3 complex, eIF3m. NCBI's taxonomy places the organism in Eukaryota, Viridiplantae, Streptophyta, Magnoliopsida, Santalales, Ximeniaceae.